AAUGAACGCGCGUUUUUGCUCAACAUGCAGUCAGUAGACUUUCGCUUCACGUUUUCAUUUUUUAAAACCGCAGCAUUUGGAAUUUUACUUGCUUAUAUGCGCGUAUUUUUUAACCUCAUAAAUUCUUACAGUUGUUGAUUUGAAUUCUUUUUAAUCAAAAGAAAGACUACGUAUAAAAUUUAAGCAUUGAUUGAUGUUGUUGCUCAAUUGAUAAACAAAUUCCAUCAAUUGUUCUGUUAAAUAUUUAUCUCGAAAAUUAUUCCCACUGUUAUUAACCCAGAUUCCGAAUUUUGCCCGUAAUCAAACAUUUUAUAUCUUCAGUUAUUUGGAAAUUUGCGUUUUUUAAAUCCUCAAACGGUUAAAGUUCAGACAAUCAGAGCGAAAGGGCAAUCAAAAGAUGAUACGACUUCUGCUGUUAAUUGCGGUAAUCAGCAGCUGUUGUGUAUGUGAUAUCUCGGAGAUACUCCCGGUUUGCGACGCCGUUGGAAGUGAGCCCGCCGAUUUAACUACUCUGAUUCAGUCUCUUGACGAGGGCAUUGGACUGCACAUUGAAAGCUCGUGUGUUUUUGUCAAAGAGACUGAUCGGUCGAAUUUUUCAGUCGAAGAGUUUCUGUACAAAGAAAAACUUCAUUACGACGCUGGAUUCUCUUCAAGUUCUGAAGCUAAAAAGUACGUUAUAGUUCUGGAUGGAUCGAAAGGUUUUGUUGCCAGUUUGAAGAAAAGAGGAUCGAAUUGUGAAAAGAAAACGAGUGUCAGCCAAUGGGACAACAAAUCAGCCAGUUUGCUCAAUGAUACGAUCUCCGAAGAAUACGUCUCUCUGGCUUGGAUCUUUCAAAAUGCAGAUCAACGAACUUGGACCCGAACAGUCUCAGAAAAGGAAAGAAUGGUCAAGUUCGUCUCGUGUUCCUCGGGUGGCUAUCCGAGUAUUCAGUUCAACUUCCUGAGAAUGAACGAGGACAAUUCGGUUACUUUGGGAUCCCUGUUAGAAGUGAUGGUCGCAUUUAGCUCCAAUGAGUACUCUUUGUUCAGUGUGUACGAAAUGGACUAUAUCUUCAAAAAUGAAUCUUCAUUGGAACAACUUGAGCAAAACUUUGGACUUUUCCAACCCCCAACAGGAGAAACUUGCGACAAUUAUUUAAAGGAAGGUGUCAACGAAGAGACUUUACCGACAGUUAAGAAGUUUCCCGACGCUGUGUCGUUGUCGUCAGAAAUUGUCGAUUUCGGCGCCAAGAAAAUCUCAUACACUCGCGAAGUGUAUAGUUUCGCCCAGAAUUUAUCCCGAAUCGAGCUUCAUUCUGGGGGUCGGGCCGCGAAUUUUGUCUCUCCUCGGUUCAACGAGCCAACUGCAAAGAAUCAUCCAGUCACUAUGAUACAUGACUUCAAAUCAGGCUUGGUUUUUGUGAUUGACAUGCAAAGUGAUUUCUGUGAAAUUCUGUCAAUGGAAGAUUACUACCGAAAUAACGAUGAUAUUCCUCCAGAUAUGAAUCCGGGCUGCACAAGCGAAUCGAGCAAUGAGGACCAUUGCAUGGACAUGUACCAUCCGUACGAAAUACACUCCUUCAAAGACUACAAAUACGCGGGGAAAUGUGUUUCUCAAGGUCAAAUUCCAGGAUUUAAGUUCAUUAUGGAUAAGAGACCACUUGUCCAUGAAGCCUGUUUUGCAGACGGGACUUGGUCCAUUGGAUAUGUACAAAAGAGUUCGAAUUUUUUCGACCAGUAUUCGCUGCCGUUUUACAUUAAGACUUAUAACAUGUCUGCCAACCGAACCAGUCCUGAUUUUGAGCCACAUCUUUUGAAAGUUGUUCAUUUUUAUGAUGUAGAUUUUACGCCUCCCGACGCUUCUUAUUUCGACAUAUCCAAAUGCUUCGGGGCUCCAGACGAAUCAAAGCAUUAUCUUGUGCAAACAACAGGGCGGACUCAGCGUUGUGAGGAUGAAGAUUGCGAUAUCGAAGCCGAUAGUUCCGAGUCACCGCUUUUCUAUAAGAUUUCACUAUUUACGUCUAAGUUGCGAUCUUCUCUUGCGGAGAAAUUAAAUGUUGCUCCGAUUCGUAUUUUUGACCUGUUCGUGGAAGAACCUGAGAGUUCGCUAGAAUGGGCGGACCACGAUUUGAUAGUCGGAUUUGGACUUCUUGAUAUAGAUUAUCAAUACUUGACUUCGGAAGCAAAUCAACUUUCGUUCAAACAGGCCAGGGAUCAGUACCGACCCUUGAAAAAAGUAGAAGAAGACAUAGCGAAUCUUCUAGCAUCCGACGAUGGGUUCAAAAUAGUCUUUCAUUGGAAUGAUUCAUACUUUUUCAAAGACGAAUCAGUGGAGGGCAAACCAACAAUAACAAAGGAAGCUGUUUUCCAGGAAACAAUAACGGUCACAACCAUGAAAAAGAUUGACCAACAGAGCUUCAAUGAAAUGAGUAAGGCCGCGGACGAGGUCUUGGAAACUGAGAAUGCGGCGAACGCGGCUGCAGCCGAGGGAGGAAUCGGGGCGGGUGCUGUUGUCGCAGUGGCGUUUCUGAUGGCGAUUCUCGGCGUCGCCAUUGGCAUCGCUGUCGGCUAUAAGCUGUGGAAAAGUGGAACUUCCUUCGGCUACACAAUUCAUACUAACAUCUAGUUCUAGCUAUGGCUUCACACGGAUCCAGUUGAAUAUCAAAAUUACUUAGCGAUUUUUUUUGCAUAAAUACAAACUGGAAAAAUGGCGUUUUUAGAUGCAAAAAUGACUGAGUUUUCCAUUGAACUUGAGUUUACUUAAAUUUAGAUAGGAGCUAAUAUUUGCCAUAAUUGCGAUUCAAAAUUUAAUGGCGAUUUUUAUUUAUAUUGAGCAGAAGUUAGUCUUAUUUCAACCAUACUAACUAUAAAUCGAUAGUUUUUUUUGUAUUCUUAUUGAAUUGAUACGCGGCAAAAGAUGUAAGGUUGGGAAAAAAAUUCAAUUUCCAAAAAGAAAACUUCUCGAUCUUUCUUUUUCCAGUUUCUUUAUUACAUUUUAUGGAUCUACUUAACAAUCUCCCCCCCCCCCCCCUAUUGUACCUACUAAAGAAUCUCCCCCCUUUCAAGAAAAGGGGGGAUUGUUAAGUAGAUCCCAUUUUUGUUGUUUGCUACCCACUCCAUCCCUGAAAACAUAAAGUGAAAGAUUCCAGAAUAGCUCAUUGAAAUUUAACGUAAGACAACUAUCCCAUUAGUGCUUUUGAAUAUAUCAUUUUAAUAGAUGUGCUUGAUAUAUUUGUUAAUCAAAUGUACAUGAGAGCUUUAUUUGAAUUUCUCAUGCAAAUAAUAGCUAUUUUACCUCCCUCUAUCUGCGACUUGUAAAAUUGUGACUUAAAAUGUCCGAUUAUAAUAAAAAUGCUCAAUCAUUUGCUGUUUGAAAAGUAAAAUCCCGAUAAUAGUAAAAAAUGAGAUGUCUUGCUUGUUGCAUAUCAAAUCACUCUGCGAAAUUUAAAGCAUGCGCAUUUUCCUUUUGUCUCUGUUUCCCUGCUUACUUUCCGCGAUGGUGCUGGCAUAUGUUUCAACCACACAAAUCAUCUACCAACUGAUUUUUUUUCCAGAAACAUCAAUGAUUGAAAAUAGUUUCACGAGAAUUGGUCCAAAUUAGUUUGGAAAAUUGUUCUUCGCAGAUCUGCGCUAUAACCUUGUGUUAAUUUCUACUUGCUGUAUAAAUUGCUUAAAUAUUUUUUUAUUCGACUG
This is a messenger RNA of Symsagittifera roscoffensis, 3672 nucleotides long. RefSeq lists its product as uncharacterized. Lineage: Eukaryota; Metazoa; Xenacoelomorpha; Acoela; Convolutidae. The transcript has 2 exons. Bases 398 to 2605 code for a protein of 735 amino acids. The record is from RefSeq and is a predicted model, not a curated record.